AUGAAAGCGCACCCAGGAGAAUUCGACCACAAGGACACUCGUCGUUUCAAGCAUACCCGCAUCGGUAUAUGGGAUCUCUACGAGGAACGCCAAACACUGGCACGCAAACGAGUCUCGUCGAUAUUGCAGACAUAUACCCCGAUAAUCUACAGUGUUCCGCUUCUAGUUCGCAUGCUAAAGGAUGUACUCAGCAUCAAACGAUGCUCCAUGCUUCUCCCCGCAUACCUUGUAGUAGAAGUUUUAGCUUCCCUCAUACCCGCUGUUUCUCUGUGGUACUCCGGACAAUUACUCCGCCUUAUAGAGAGCGUAAUGGAGGCACGUACUGUGGACACAACGGUGCUCGUACAUUUUGCGGCAGCACAUAUCAUAUGCGCAGUUGCUAUGCGCUUUCUCAAAUACUCCCGAGACUGCAUGAUGCCUCGUCUGAGCUUGUACAUCAAACAAUUCUACAAUGAACGCAUGCUUCUCUCAGCUGUCCGCCUCGACCUGCCCGCAUUUCAAACUCUUUAUCACUCCUCGCACGCAGUGCACGAUCUCAGCAUUGGCUUGGCUCAUUGGUAUACUUCGUCAAUUUGGGCCACUAUCGAGAUGUUGACGGACAUCGCAAUUAUACUUCUUCGUCUGCUCUCUUGCCUUUUGGUUCUGAGUACAGUCAUGUGGGAACAACAGGAUGGUCUACUUCUCGUGGUUCUCAGUUUUUUGCAAUAUUUAUUGCCCUGGGACAGCACGGGGAAAGCAGUGGUCGGAUCCUUAGUCUGGGCCGCGACAACGACCAACGAGAAUUUUAUUUGCAUGCAAGGUCUGAAGGAACUCAUUACUGGCCCCUCACAUCGUCGAGAGUUUGUCGCAGGCAACUUCAGCGAACACAUUAGUGCACGAUUUCGCGAAGCAUCUCAGCGCAUCGGUCACGAUGCGGUUGAAUUCCCAGAGCUGAAACGAUUUCGUUCUUUCAAGGACUGUCUGAGCAUCACGUUCAUCAUCCGAGAAACAAUGCAUGUGUUACCUCAGAUUGUCUUCUCCGUGCGCGUAGUAAAAAAUCCAAUGGCCACUCCCGUCUCCUUGGCAUCACUCAUAUGGAUCAAACAAGCCUUUGAUCCAUCAUAUUUCUCGAUAUCCAGCAGGUUUUCCACUCUUGCGACCAACUUGGCCCGAAUACGCGAUCUUUAUGAGAUAGAGAACAUACGAAAUCGGGUUGUGGAUGGCACGGAACCGUUCCCCGAGAACCAACAAUCUCUUGCAAAUGGUAUUUCUGUCGAAUUCAAGGAUGUUUCGUUCCAGUACCCUGGUCGAGACAGGUGUGCUCUGCGGAACGUAUCGUUCAAGAUCGAGGCUGGUCAACUAUGCGUCAUUGUUGGUGUGAACGGCUCUGGAAAGAGUACGAUCUUGAACCUGAUCUCCCGCAUCUACGACCCAACGGAGGGCACUAUCCUUAUCGAUGACCGUGACAUCAAAACCUUGAAACUUGCUGACCUCCGUGCUGCUAUGUCCAUCCUGUUCCAAGACUAUUCGCAAUUCCCCCUCUCCAUGCGCGAGAAUAUUGGGCUUGGCAACCCCGCCCUUGCACGUGAGGAUGACAAGGUUCGCGAAGCCGCCCGUCUUGGUGACGCAGAAGACUUCAUCGAUGAGCUCCCUCGUGGAUUUGAUACCUAUCUCGACUGCCCCGUGUAUAAUUACCAUGGAGACCUUCCUGAAGGUACUACGACGCUUUUCGGACAUCCCGUUGACUCCUCGUCACGGAAUGUCAUUGGCGGUGUCCGUACCGCCGGAGCUCCAGGCAUUCAAAUCAGCCGCGGGCAGGCGCAGCGGCUUGCAAUGUACGUGUUACCAUACCUUGACUUCUCAGGUCUCGAUAUGGACUAUUCAAAUAGCUCCCGCACAUUCAUGCGCUCGUUGGUCUCUGAAACUGAGUCUUCUGCUGGCAUGCUGUUAUUCGACGAGCCGAGUGCCUCCCUGGAUCCUACGGCCGAACAUGGUCUCUUCGAGCGUCUACGGAAGUUGAGGGGUAACAAGACCAUGAUAUUCUCCACUCACCGGUUUGGAAAUCUCACCCGAUAUGCGGACCUCAUUUUGUACAUCGACGAAACUGUCCAGGAAAAAGGAACGCAUGAUGAACUCAUGAAGAAAGGGGGAGAGUAUGCUCGUAUUUGGAAUCUUCAAGCGAAAUCUUUCAUUUAA
This is a messenger RNA of Suillus plorans, 2175 nucleotides long. RefSeq names its product P-loop containing nucleoside triphosphate hydrolase protein. Gene Ontology annotation, biological process: transmembrane transport. Bases 1 to 2175 code for a protein of 724 amino acids. The transcript is spliced from 11 exons. The record is from RefSeq and is a predicted model, not a curated record. Lineage: Eukaryota; Fungi; Basidiomycota; Agaricomycetes; Boletales; Suillaceae. Gene Ontology annotation, molecular function: ATP hydrolysis activity; ATPase-coupled lipid transmembrane transporter activity; ATP binding.